GCCCAAGCGCCACUCCCAGCAGCAGGUCACUGCACGGCCCAAGCCCAUGACUCACCAGUUGUCCAGCCCUGAUUUCCAUGGUGAGGAGAAGAGCGAGCAGGUGACCAGCAUUGGCCAAAUCAAACCGGAACUCUACAGACUGCGUGGGGGCGACCAGGGGGAAGGGAAAACGGGGGACAAUUGCGGCAAGAUCAGCUUCCUCCUGCGCUACGCCUUCAAUACAGAGCAGCUAGUGGUAAAGAUCCUGAAGGCUGUAGACCUGGCUGCCAAGGACGCCAACGGCUUCUCAGACCCCUACGUCAAGAUCUACCUACUGCCAGACAGGAAGAAGAAGUUCCAGACCAAGGUCCACAGAAAGACCCUAAACCCUAUCUUCAACGAGACGUUCCAGUUCGGUGUCCCCCUGGCAGAGCUGCACUCCCGGAAGCUACACUUCUCUGUCUACGACUUUGACCGCUUCUCCAGACACGACCUGAUUGGCCAAGUGGUUGUGGACAACCUUCUGGACUUCAGCGAGGGCACAGGGGAAAAGCCUGUCUGGAGGGACAUCGUGGAGGGCACUGCGGAGAAGGCUGACCUGGGGGAGCACUUCUCUCUGUGUUACCUGCCCACGGCAGGUCGGCUCACCGCCACUGUCAUCAAGGCCACCAACCUCAAAGCCAUGGACCUCACCGGCUUCUCAGACCCGUACGUGAAGGCUUCUCUGAUAUGAGGCCGCAGGCUAAAGAAGAGGAAGACAUCCAUUAAGAAGAAUACAUUGAACCCCUUCAACGAGGCUCUAGUCUUUGACUCCCUCAUGAGGACAUCGACAGGGUGUCCAUCAUCUCGCUGUCAUGGAUAUGACUGGUAAGAAGAGACCUGGCUGUUAUUACUUUAUUACUGGACAAUGGGAGUUUUAUAAGUUUGUGUGGGAUGUGGAUGUAAUUGAUACCAUUAUAAUACUGACUAUGUAUUUGGAUGGUUGCUGUUGUUAAUUGUUAGAUAAGGGUAUGUCUGUUGUUAAUUGUUAGAUAAGGGUGUGUCUGUUGUUAAUUGUUAGAUAAGUGUAUGUCUGUUGUUAAUUGUUAGAUAAAGGGUAUGUCUGUUGUUAAUUGUUAGAUAAGGGCAUGUCUGUUGUUAAUUUUAGAUAAGGGUAUGUCUGUUGUUAAUUGUUAGAUAAGGGUAUGUCUGUUGUUAAUUGUUAGAUAAGUGUAUGUCUGUU
Salvelinus sp. IW2-2015 is the source of this 1201-nucleotide messenger RNA. Lineage: Eukaryota; Metazoa; Chordata; Actinopteri; Salmoniformes; Salmonidae. The record is from RefSeq and is a predicted model, not a curated record.